Molecule: messenger RNA, 2871 nt
Organism: Perca fluviatilis (European perch)
Lineage: Eukaryota; Metazoa; Chordata; Actinopteri; Perciformes; Percidae
Gene: mbtd1
Product: mbt domain containing 1
Exons: 18
Coding region: 274-2313 (679 amino acids)
Biological process (GO): regulation of DNA-templated transcription
Cellular component (GO): nucleus
Molecular function (GO): zinc ion binding
Source: RefSeq, a predicted model, not a curated record
CACAUGCGCAGAUGCAGCAGAGUAAUUUGUUGAUAUCCUUCUUGGUAGUAUUCAUUUAGCUAGACUUUGGUUUUUCAAAGCCGAAUUUAUCCCCAGCCUCGGGGUUUUAAUUAUUUGCAUUUGGCAGCAAAGUUAACUAGAACGUUAUCUAUAUGAAGGGCUAAUGGAAGACACAAGGGAUUUGAAUUAAAAAAACAACAACCAUCUGAGAGCUGAAACAAGAGUGCUGAACGCACCCCGCGUUCAGAGCGAAAGCGGAGAGACUCGUUCGGGAUGUUUGAUGGCUAUGACAGCUGCAGCGAGGAGUCUACCAGCAGCUCCAGCUCGGAUGACAGCGAGGAUGAGGUAGUGCCCUCCAUCCCUGCCAGCCUGCCCAUCAUCAAGAACAAUGGUCAAGUCUACACUUACCCUGAUGGCAAGGCUGGAAUGGCCACUUGUGAGAUGUGUGGGAUGGUUGGAGUACGAGAUGCUUUUUAUUCCAAAACCAAGCGCUUCUGCAGUGUGUCCUGUUCUAGGAGUUAUUCCUCAAAUUCCAAGAAAGCUAGCAUCUUGGCAAGACUCCAGGGCAAGCCACCAACAAAAAAGGCGAAAGUCUUGCAGAAACAACCUCUUAUGGCAAAGUUGGCCGCUUACGCCCAGUACCAAGCAAGCCAGCAGAACCAGGCCAAAUCGAAAGCUGUGGUCCCUGCAGAAACCUUUGAAUGGGGUCGGUAUAUCUGUAGCAAAAACACGAUUGGAGCUCCAGUUAGCUGUUUCAAGCAUGCCCCUAUGGGGAAAUGCUGGGGAGACAUAGAAGAAGGAGUGAGGAUUGAAGUGGUCAACACUGAUUCCAACCUCUCCACUAAGGUGUACUGGAUAGCAGAAAUCAUUAAGCUAGCAGGGUUCAAGGCUCUCCUGCGGUAUGAGGGCUUUGACAACGACAACAGUAAGGACUUCUGGUGUAAUCUCUGCAUCCCUGAAGUGCACCCGGUGGGAUGGUGCGCUUCAAGUGGCAAACCCCUUGUACCUCCAAAAAGCAUACAUCAUAAAUACUCUAACUGGAAAGCCUUUCUUGUGAAGCGUCUCACUGGAGCUAAAACACUGCCACCUGACUUUAACGCCAAGGUACACGAGAACUUGCAGUACCCCUUCAAGAAGCUAAUGCGGGUAGAGGUGGUUGAUAAGAACUACCUGUGCCGGACACGGGUGGCGCUGGUGGAGCAGGUAAUCGGAGGUCGCCUCAGGCUGGUCUAUGAGGAGAGCCAGGACGGGUCGGAUGACUUCUGGUGCCACAUGUACAGCCCCCUCAUCCAUAAUAUAGGCUGGUCGCGCAGCAUCGGACACCGCUUCAAACGAUCCGAUGUUACAAAGAAAAUUGAGGGUCAAGUUGAUGCUCCUGCACUGUUCUUCCAUAAGGUAAAAGAUGUGGACCAGAGUGGUGAUUGGUUUAAAGAUGGAAUGAAGUUAGAAGCCAUUGACCCCCUAAACCUCUCAGCUAUAUGUGUAGCCACUGUAAGAAAGGUGUUGGCAGACGGGUACCUCAUGAUCGGGAUCGAUGGUUCGGAGGCAGUGGAUGGAUCAGACUGGUUCUGCUACCACGGCACCUCCCCUUCCAUCUACCCCGUCGGCUUCUGUGAAAUCAACAACAUUGAUCUUACGCCCCCUAGAGGGUACACUAAACUGCCAUUUAAAUGGUUUGACUACCUCAGAGAAACAGGUUCAAUAGCUGCUCCUGUCAAGCUCUUUAACAAGGAGAUUCCCAAUCACGGUUUCCGGCAAGGCAUGAAGCUGGAGGCUGUUGAUCUGAUGGAGCCGCGGCUGGUGUGUGUUGCCACGGUGACGAGGAUUGUGCACCGGCUACUGAGGAUCCACUUUGACGGCUGGGAGGAUGAGUAUGACCAGUGGGUGGACUGCGAGUCACCUGACCUCUACCCCGUGGGCUGGUGUCAGCUGACUGACUACCAGCUCCAACCCCCCGCCUCACAGAGUAACAGAGAAUUGCCUCAAUCUGUACCCAAGCAGAAGAAAAAGGCCCAGCAGUAUAAAGGACAAAAGAAAAAGAGGAAGAUUCCGGUUGGUCGACGGCCCUUCAGUCAGGCAGGCAGGAGGAGGAGCAGCUUCUCGGGGGACGAAGAACAGAGUCCGCCCCCUUAUCCUGCCCAGGGGCCCUCUCGGCCCCGACCCCGAACCCACCUCCACCAAACCCACAAAUCAGAGUCUCUCCUGCGAAUGAAGGAGGAGACGGCUGAGGUGGACGAGUUCACCUUCUCACAGGGCACCUCCGACCAGGAAAGCAACGGCUCCGGCAGCUACUACAUCAAACAGGAGCCCUGAGGUCGGGGCGGAACAGGACACACCUCUGGAAAACCCCAGCAAGGUCAGGAACUCGGAGAGUCAAACUAGUCUCAAAUCUCACUCAGACCAACGCCACAGGCCUUCUACGGAGUCAGUACAGGAGAAAUGCCGAUGACGAGCAGAAGGGGGCACUUUCAUGCUUCUGAAAAAUCCUGAAGGGAACAUCCCUCUGAACCAUUUUCUAACCUUGUAGCUGUGUGUGCACAUAAUCACUCGCAAAACCUGGGCAUUUUCUUUCCUACCACCCAUGGAUGACGCAACAUCAUUCUCUCCUCUCCUGUCUGGAACUUCCAAUCAGACGAUAUAUUUGGAUGGAUUAAAAAAACAAAAAUCAACCCUUUCUCUCACAGAAACGGGAGUCCUGCAAGUCGACACCAGCCCACCCUGCCACAAUCUGGGCCGCGCACAGAGACCUGUAGAAACUGUGAGAACCAUUUAUUGAGCCAGGUCGUGUGUGUGUGUGUGUGUGUGUGUGUGUGUGUGUGUGUGUGUGUGUGUGUGUGUGUGUGUGUGUGUGUGUGUGUGUGUGUGUGUGUG